Messenger RNA from Carassius carassius (crucian carp), 1625 nucleotides. RefSeq names its product phosphoserine aminotransferase-like. Gene Ontology annotation, molecular function: O-phospho-L-serine:2-oxoglutarate transaminase activity; pyridoxal phosphate binding. The transcript is spliced from 9 exons. The record is from RefSeq and is a predicted model, not a curated record. Lineage: Eukaryota; Metazoa; Chordata; Actinopteri; Cypriniformes; Cyprinidae. Gene Ontology annotation, biological process: L-serine biosynthetic process. The coding region runs from base 107 to 1213 and encodes 368 amino acids. Gene Ontology annotation, cellular component: cytoplasm.
AAUAAUAGUGCCAGUCCUAAUCACUCACAGAGAGAAGCAGGUCAAGUGGAAGAGUCUCGGGAAGUUUUAUAUUCCACGGCCAUCCUCGAGAUUUUCAUUUCAAAACAUGGAGAACAAACAGACCAUUAAUUUCGGAGCGGGACCAGCUAAACUUCCACAGCCGGUUUUACUCCAAGCACAGAAGGAGCUGCUGGAUUACAGUGGCGCUGGGAUAAGCAUUCUUGAGAUGAGCCACAGAUCAUCUGAUUUCUCCAAGAUCAUCAACACUACUGAAAACCUCCUCCGUGAACUCCUGAAUGUACCUGAGAACUAUAAGAUCCUGUUCCUGCAAGGCGGAGGCUCGGGACAGUUCAGCGGGAUUCCUCUCAAUCUGAUUGGUCUGAAGGAGGACAGGUGUGCCGAUUAUCUGGUCACGGGGACGUGGUCUGCAAAGGCAGCCAAAGAGGCCGAGAAGUAUGGAAAAGUGAACGUGAUUCAUCCGAAACUGGAUCGCUACACCAAAAUACCAGACAGUAGCACUUGGUCGCUGAAUCCUUCAGCCUCUUACGUCUACUACUGCUGUAAUGAGACGGUGCACGGCGUUGAGUUUAACUUCAUCCCCGACACUAAAGGAGUGGUUCUGGUCAGUGACAUGUCAUCCAACUUCCUCUCCAGGCCGGUAGAUGUGUCGAAGUUCGGUCUGAUAUUUGCCGGCGCGCAGAAGAAUGUGGGCUGUGCCGGUGUGACCGUUGUCAUCGUCAGAGAGGAUUUGAUGGGCAAAGCCCUGAAAGAGUGUCCUAUUAUACUGGACUAUCAGGUGCAGGCUGGCAAUAACUCCCUCUACAACACUCCUCCAUGCUUCAGUAUUUACAUCAUGGCUUUGGUUCUGGAGUGGAUCAAGAACAGCGGAGGGGCGGAUGCCAUGGAACGAAUAAACAAACAGAAGUCCGACCUCAUCUAUGACAUCAUCAACCACUCCGAUGGAUUCUACUCAUGUCCGGUCGACGAGGCGUGUCGAAGCCGCAUGAACGUUCCAUUCCGCAUCGGAAACAAGGAAGGAGAUGAAAGUCUUGAGAAGAAAUUCCUGGAUGGUGCUUCGAAACUUGGCAUGAUCUCACUUAAAGGACACAGGUCAGUUGGGGGCAUCCGAGCGUCUCUGUACAAUGCAGUGACUGUUGAAGAUGUGAAGGCUCUUGCCACAUACAUGGAAGAAUUCCUCAAGAAUCACCAUUAGCUCAAAAGCCCAGUAGUUUAUACUUGCAUUGAAAAAGUGUUGCUUGACUGAGAGCACCUUUAAACUGCGUGACACUAACAGAUUGGCUGCAUUUCUUGUAGCUAGUGUAACUUAAUGUAACAAAACUCUAAUUCUAUUCAAUUUCAAUAGCAAAUGGUUGUCAUUGCUGCCUAACAUUCAUGUAUUUUUAUUUAACUGACCCUUUUAUUUGAAUUCUGGUGUGCCUUAAUGCUUGUAAAAUUGUAUUUCAAUUGUACUGCAAAAUGUUUUACUAAUGUAAAUGUGUUAGUAGCUGAAUACUAAAAAAAGAAAACACUACUAAAAUGUACUACAAACACUGCAGUGCUUAUUCCUGUAAACAGCUGAUAUUUUUUGAAGAUAAAAUAAACAUGCAUUAUGGAUAUUAAUACAA